Molecule: messenger RNA, 3723 nt
Organism: Brassica napus (rape)
Lineage: Eukaryota; Viridiplantae; Streptophyta; Magnoliopsida; Brassicales; Brassicaceae
Exons: 2
Coding region: 163-1128 (321 amino acids)
Source: RefSeq, a predicted model, not a curated record
CGUGUGUUGAGGUUUUCUCAAGAAGCUUCCAACAUAGUCUUUGUUGUCAAUUUUCAUCUUCUUGGCCUUCAUCGAAAAAUCUCAUCUUCAUCUCAGAUUUCGAUAUUUACCCCUUCGGUGUUAAUCUCUCGUCAGAAAAUCCUCAGGCGACAAGAGCCAGCCAUGGAUCUCCAGCCAGAAGAGCUCCAGUUGUUGACGAUUCCUCAACUACUUCAAGAAUCCAUCUCAAUCAAGAAACGAACUCCAAGAACCUUCUACCUCAUAACCCUCUCCCCAAUCUUCCCUCUCUCCUUCGCCAUCCUCGCCCACUCUCUCUUCACUCAGCCCAUUCUCGCCGAGCUCGACUCCUCCGACCCACCAAACUCUGACCGUUCCCGUCACGACUGGACCGUGCUCCUUACCUUCCAGUUCAGCUACCUCAUCUUCCUCUUCUCCUUCUCUCUCCUCUCAACCGCCGCUGUAGUCUUCACCGUCGCUUCUCUCUACACCGGCAAACCUGUCUCCUUCUCUUCCACCAUCACUGACAUCCCCAAAGUCUUCAAACGCCUCAUGAUCACUUUCCUUUGGGUUGCUCUCUUGAUGUUCGCUUACAACUCAGUCUUCCUCGUGUUCCUUGCGAUCCUUAUCGUAGCUCUAUAUUUGAACAGUGUAGGCUUAGCGAUCAUCGCCGGAGUUAUAAUCUCUGUUCUUUACUUCGUUGUUCAUGUCUACUUCACUGCCUUGUGGCAUCUAGGUAGUGUGGUUUCCGUUCUUGAGCCCGUUUAUGGACUCGCUGCCAUGAGAAAAGCUUAUGAGCUUCUCAAAGGGGAGACUAGGAUGGCUAUGGUGUUGGUCUUUGUUUACCUUUUGCUUUGUGCGGUGAUUGGUGGUGCUUUUGGAGGGAUUGUGAUUCAUGGUGGGGGAAAGUUUGGGACUUUGACUAGGACUCUUGUUGGUGGGUUGCUUGUUGGUUUGCUUGUGAUGGUGAAUCUUGUGGGUUUGUUGGUUCAGAGUGUGUUUUAUUACGUUUGCAAGAGUUAUCAUCAUCAGACGAUUGAUAAGACGGUUUUGUAUAAUCAUCUUGGUGGGUAUCUUGGAGAGUAUGUGCCUCUUAAGAGCAAUAUUCAGUUGGAGAAUUUAGAGUUUUGAAUAUUGGUUUUGAGCAGAAGAAGCUCAAGAGAUUCUGGUACUGUUUCUGGUGAUCUAUACGUAGUCCGGUUCGGAUUUGGUGAAAAGUUCUUGAUUAAAAACCCGAUAAAAUUCGGUACAGAUUCAAAAGUCCAUCAUUAACAUGUCAUCUGAUACUAGAUGAUUCGAUCAAUUUUUUAAAAAAAUGUGCUAACAUUUUUAAAAUGAUUAAACUUUUGACAUACUUAUAAUAUUAUAUAAGAUUAAAUAGACUACUUGUUCUAUAAAUUUUUUUUUAAUGAAAAUUAAGAGUAUGGUGUUUGAUAAAACUAAAGUUUAUUGAUUUGAUUCAGUAUUAGUUUAUUUUCAUUAUUGAAAAUAUAUUAUAAGUGUACUUUCGUUUAUUUUUAAUUUAAAAAUUAACUUUAUAACAUUUUGAUUUAUUUAUUUUUAUUUUAAUAUUUAGCUAAAAUCUUAUUUUGAUAUAAAAAUAAUCAAAAAUUUUUAUGGCAAGUGAAUUGGAAUAAAAAAAUCAAUUUUUGAAUUCAAUUUUUAAAUAAAAUAUGAAUUUUGAUAGUAUUGUAUGUUUUAAAUGUUUCAUAAUACUACGUUAUUUUAUAAUUAUAUAUUAAAUUUUAUUAAAGCUAAUGACAACGAUUUAACCAUGGUCGUUCCAAUUAGGAGAGGAUACAAUUACUUGUUACAUGCUCUGUACUCGCUACUUUAUCGGUAUUUGACCAGUAAAAAUAGGUACUUGCUUUGAUCAGGUUGACUGGUCAAGUAUCAAAUAUUCUAAUUAAAUUACUUGCAAGCAUAAGACAAGUAUAAAGUAUUAAAAAUAAAAUAGCUAUUUGGCGUUGUUUGGCUUGUAACUUGUUUUUACUAAUGAACAAUAUACAUUUUCUUAAACCAUAGUAAAAUAACUCGUUUAUACAUCUAUUUCCAUAAAUUAAUCAAUCAUAAAUUAUAUAUUUAUAUAAGCAUAUAGAAAUUUUUUCUUUUUAUAUAUAUUAUUUUUCAAAAUGGCUAAAACAUAAGAGAAAUAAUGAGUAUUCUUUAUAAAUGAUGAAGUUGUUUAGUUUUGAAUUCUAAUAAAUUAUCAAAUAACUUAUCAAUAACUAUUAAGUAACUUACAAGAAAUUUAUAAGUAACAAAUAACAAAAUAAGACAAGUUACUUGUAAGUCCGCCAAUUUUUUAGCAAAUACUUGUAGUUACAAAUAUUCGUUUUUAACAAAUACGAGUCCAAAAUUUUACUAUCCAUAAAAGUCAAGUUAAUUAUCAAAUAUACCAAAAAUGGCUUUUGUUUACCCCUAGUUCCAGUGACCUAGUAAAUCUACUUUAGUGUCUGUGUUUUUAGGUUUGAAAACAUUGGUUAUAAUUUAAAUUAAAUGAAUUUUAUGUGCAAAGGAAAAGAAAAACAGUUUAGACGAAAAACACAAAAGGUUCACUGAAUCUUGGGAUGGUCUAAAGUCCCAGUGUCUGUUUUACUUAUGUUAUCAAUUACUAUAAACCAAACUUUAAUUUAUCCCUAAGUGCGUCCAAAUCAAAUAUAUUUCCGGUCAUAGGCCCAACAAGAACAUCUUGUUUACACCAUUGUUUUGUUGUGGAACUGAUUUCAAUCCAUUAAAAAAUACCCUCUUACAGAACAUAGGACAGAUAUUUAAAUGCUCGCUUGGACACACAGAAAAUACUAAAUAGUAAUGUCAUUUGCAAUUGAAUAUAACAUGUAAAACUUUAUUUGAGGAUUGCAGUUUUUUUUCAACAUGGUUGACUUGUCUUUAUACGUCGAAAAUUAUUUUGAACGUUAGAUAUAUGAAGGAUAAGAAAACCUAAUAUAUUAAAAUAGAGUCAAUUUAAAAAAUAUGCUGUACAAGUUUAGAUCUGACCCAAAAAACUUCGUUCUCUCUCUAGUUUUCACCAUCUUCUCUGUAAAAGAGUUUUCAAAAAAAAAAAAGUUUGAGGUAAGGGGCUGGUGGUUUCACCACCGCCGGUCACCCUUUUUUCUUUUGUUUUUGUUUUUUGUGUAAAUAUUUGAUCGGCUCUUCAGCUUAGUCCUAUCUUACUUCCGUCUGCGGAUUUUUUCUUUGGUAUAUCCGACUUGGAUCUUCGCAAGGCAAAGUAUUCAGAAAGUGUAGAGUCUUGAGCUUUGCAAUUAACCUUCCCGGUUCUGGAUUCAACUUAAGAAAAGCUGAAGUUUGCUUCUAGCAAAUGUUUUGGCAAUAGUUGCCUCUAAAUCGAUUGAAGGUAUUUGGAGUACUUUACAUCCAAAAGAAGAGAUUGGAGACUGAAGUAGCAGAGGUGCAAAAGAUAAUAUAGGUCUCAGAUCCAUUGAAAUGGUGUUGCCUUCUUGGAGAUAAGGAAGCAAAAGAGCGUUGAGAGAACAGAGUUUUCUUGGCGUCGGCGACCAGUCCACGGUAGACCAGUCCACGGCGUCGGCGACUACCGCUUCACGCAUGGAAGACACCUGUUAUCACGUGUUGCGAGUACUGGAAACCCCUAGGGUUUUCUAGAUCUUGUAUUGUUCUUUAAUUGGGGUUCAAUAUUAUGUUUUCUCUUAGUGGUCAUUUUCAGUGUAAUCUGAAACCUUGUAAAAGUCAAAUGAAUGAAAGUUUGUU